Dentiscutata erythropus is the source of this 297-nucleotide messenger RNA. Lineage: Eukaryota; Fungi; Glomeromycota; Glomeromycetes; Diversisporales; Gigasporaceae. The record is from the annotation of a GenBank genome assembly.
AUGAUUGAGGAAAAGCCUAGUGAUGAAGAAAGUAAAAGAAAAAUAAUCAGCUGUUAUCAAAAAGCAGCUAAUAUGAAGAAUGCUGAUAGAGAAAAUAAAAAUCUAGAACUUCCCAAAGCCCAAAAUAUUAAAUCAACGGAAGACUCCGAAAGACCCAAAGAAGCAUUCCACUACGAUCAAACUACCAAAGUAGAGAUUUACCAAAUUAUGGUAAAAAAUUAUGUUAUCGAGGACUCUGAUAAAGAAACAGAUAUAAUAACCUGGGAAGAAGAAUGUGAUAACUGGGAAGAAGAAUGA